This is a messenger RNA of Rangifer tarandus platyrhynchus (Svalbard reindeer), 1212 nucleotides long. The record is from the annotation of a GenBank genome assembly. Lineage: Eukaryota; Metazoa; Chordata; Mammalia; Artiodactyla; Cervidae.
AUGCUUCUCUCCAGCCUUCUGAAAGUGGUCGUGGCUUCACUUUGUUUAGGAUCCAUUAUUGCCCAGAAGGUAACUCAAGACCAACCACAAGUACUAGUGCAAGAGAAGGAAGCUGUGACCCUGGACUGCAAGUAUGACACCAGUAAUUCACAAUAUAGUUUAUUCUGGUACAAGCAGCCCAGCAGUGGGGGGAUGAUUCUCCUUGUUCGUCAGGAUUCUCAUAACCAGCAAAAUGCCACAGAAGGUCGCUACUCAUUGAAUUUCCAGAAAGCAAGAAAAUCUAUCACACUUGUCAUCCCAGCUUCACAGCUGGAGGACUCUACAGUGUAUUUCUGUGCGCUGAGAGAGCCCACAGUGAGGCGUUCACUGUCUCUCUGCACAGCGGUGAGCAGCUCAGAGAACACAGUGGAGCAGAGUCCUGCAUCUCUGCCUGUCCCAGAGGGAGCCGUCGCCUCUCUCAGCUGCACUUAUUCUGACAGUGCUUCUACGUACUUCGUAUGGUACAGACAGUACCCUGGGAAAGGCCCCGAGUUUCUGCUGUACGUAUAUGUCGACAAAGACAAAGAGGAAGGAAAAUUUACAGCGCAGGCCACUAAAGCCAACAAGCAUGUCUCCCUGCUUAUCAGAGACUCUGAGCCCAGCGACUCAGCCGCCUACCUCUGUGCACAGAGCACACAGUGCUCCCCAGGCACCUGCAGCCUGUGCCCAAACCUGCUGGGGCCCCAGCAGUGCCUCGUGGAGAGCUUAGGCUGCAGGGCGCAGACAUCCUGUUACCUCUAUAGAUGGGUGAGCAGUGAGCAGGACGUGAGUCAGAGUCCUGAAACUCUGAGCGUGAGAGAGGGAGACAGCGUGGAUCUCAACUGCAGUUACACUGACAGCGCUCUGUACUUCCUGCAGUGGUUCAGGCAGGAUCCCGGGAAAGGGCUCACAUCCCUACUGUCAAUUCAGGCGAAUCAGAAAGAGCAAACAAGUGGAAGAAUUACAGUCUCGUUGGAUAAACCAUCAAGACACAGUGCUUUACACAUUGCGACUUCUCAGCACAGUGACUGGACCACCUACCUCUGUGCUGUGAGCCACAGCGCGCAGAGGGAACCUGUUCCCAGGACUCAAACUGCAGGUGGGGCUCCAACCACAUCCUGGCUUGGCGCUGAGGAAACUUUUUCUAUUGAGGGGUUUUCUAUAUUGACUUUCCUUCCAGAUAGAGGCAAUUAG